Molecule: messenger RNA, 5811 nt
Organism: Knipowitschia caucasica
Lineage: Eukaryota; Metazoa; Chordata; Actinopteri; Gobiiformes; Gobiidae
Source: the annotation of a GenBank genome assembly
AUGGCUAUUGAAAAGCCACUGUUACAAUUGACUGGCCAUCAUCGUGACAUCAGUGUGAUGACUUUUGGAAACGGCAACAAGCCAGUUCUCUGUUCGGCCUCUGCUGAUUACAUUAUCAUCUGGGAUAUUGAAAUUUGUCAGAAGAGAGUCAGAGAAGGGGAAAUUGCUACUGGAACAAUAAUCGCCACACUGCUGGGAGAAGUAGUUCAUCUUUCCUUUUCAGCCUCUGAUGACAGAGUUGUAGCAUGCACUGAUAGCAAUGUUUAUAUACUGAGCUCAAAGAAACAAGAAAUAAUUUCAUCUCUAACUGGUCAUCUUGGAUCAAUAACGUCAGCAGAGUUUUGUGCAUGGAACAAUAACAUUCUGAUUACAACAUCAGAGGACCGCACUUUCAAGUUGUGGGAUUUGCAGACGGAAUCUGUCUACUAUCAAUCAUUUGUCUUGUCCGCUUCUCCAUUAUUCAGCGUGCUUUUUUUGUCAGAAACACAACAAUUUUGUGUUGGAUCACUGGAUGGCCAGGUAUGGUGCUUUUCUUUUGCUGAUGAAGAUAAGUGCCGGUUGGUGACCAAGACAGAUCUUCAGAAAAUAGAAAAAAGGCACAAGAUGCUUCAAGAUUUUUUGGGACAACCAGGAGUAGUUACCAAACAACAUACACCAGAAGAAGUGGAAACUGCUAGACCUGUUCUUAAAAUGGAAUUGUGUUCUGCCAUUGGUGAAACAAAAAAAAAUAGCUGGAUAUGCAUUGGAAGCACAAAUGGCCUGUAUAUGAUGGACCCAGCAACCACUGAAUUGUUAACAGUUCUCUACUUUCAAGAUUAUCCUGAGCUAAGCAUCACCAUGGCUGGGGCUUAUUCCUUUUCUGUGAGCCAAGAUGAUAAUUUUAUUCUGCUGUUUGUGAGCUCUUUGUUCACUUCAUCCUUGAGUCUUCUGGAAAUAAAUUCCCUCAGCCUGUAUGAGACCUGGUCCAAAGCGGAAGGCCUCUCAGUGUUUCCAAGUUCUGCGCCACUGUUAGGGUCCUCCCUGAAUGCACAGCUAAAAAAGAAGGAUGUUAGCCUUCCUCAAAAGAAAGUGGGAAUUAAAGAUAAUUCACUGGUCUGUAAUUCUAAAGUGAAAUCAUCUGGAUAUACUACUGCUCCAAGAAGGAGUAUGUUUACUCCCAAAACAAAUGUUAAUAAAUGGCCAUUACCAAAGACAUCUAAAAUUAAGAAUUUUAAAGUCCAAGAUUACCCUGAGGAUUAUGCAUUUCCCAUUGUCUCAAAGCAGGCACUUCCCACAUCAAGUAAACCUGUGUACAGCAUGGAAUAUUCAGGUGACGGAAAACAAGUCCUGUGUGGUCUUGGCGACUGCUCAGUGUUACUGUGUCAACCCUCCCUUAUGGGCAACCCGACUGUCUAUACAGGUCAUGAUAAGGCAGUGAGCAGUGUGAGCUGGAGCCUAAACAGACAAUGGUGGCUCAGCUCUUCUGAGGACCGGACACUGCGAAUCUGGACCCACAAAAGCCCAGAACCUGCUGUUGUGAUGGGUAACAGUGUCUUCAUCAAACCAAUCCGGCAUGCGCAAUUUUAUUACCUGGACAAAUUCAUCCUGGUGGCAUCAGGACCCAUGCUUAAUAUGUAUCUGUAUGACAUUGACACGAAUCGGGAUGAUAUCAAAAGGUAUCAACAGAAAAGUGCUAUCAAGUUGGCACAAUCGUUAUCCAUCUCAGCAAAUGAGAUUACUGAUUUCUCUUCAAUCAAUGAUUUUGUAACUUAUAUUGUCUUGGUGUGUGGAUCAGAUCGCUCCAUCCAGGUUUUUGACAUGAACAGAGGUGCUGUUGCUGCACAGUUUCCUGAUGCCCACAGUCGAGCAGUUCACUGUAUUACACAGAACAAGGGAUCAAUGUUCAGUGCUCAGGCUCAUGAUUCAUACAACCUCUUCCUCACAAGUGCUGUCACAGAUGGGAUCAAGAUCUGGGACCUUCGGACCCUGAGGUGUGUACGGAGAUAUGACAACCAUUUAAAUCGCUGCCAUUCCUGCUCCUCAGCUAUUUCCCCCUGUGGACGUUACAUUGCAACAGGAUCAGAAGACAACUGUGCCUAUGUCUAUGAUGUUCGAAGCAGUAGCUACCUCCACAAACUUCACACAGAGUCUUCACCAGUGCUCAGUGUGGCCUUCAACCCUUCCACUCCAGAGCUGCUCACAGGGACUCUCAAUGGGACACUCCGGCUGUUUCAGCCCCACACCAGACAGGCAAGACAGAUACGCGCUCUAGGAGAUAUGAUACCCAGGAGUUUUGGCUUGCUGCUAAUAUCAAUAAAUCUCCUCCACGCAUUAACUGAAGAUGGCGAGCAGGAGGACGAGACACUAUUCGACUUAUUUGAGAUCAGCAACAUCUCACGCAAGACACUGGGGGCCAAACAGUUCAAGGGCCCAAACUCAGAUGCCCCUGCUUAUCGCUUCCUCCGCUUCGACCACCUGCCCCCCGUGAGCCCGCCCAUACUCAAACAGAUCCUGCAGCAAAUCCAAAUAAACGAGGGCUUCAUAUUUGUGGCCAGCAUCCGACAGGACCGAGGCUCUAGGGGCACCCUGAUCGGCUUGGAGGCCCCCAAUGGCAGGAGACAGUUUGAGAUCGUAUCCAACGGACGUGCCAACACUCUGGACUUAGUGUAUUGGGUGGAUGGCUUCCAAAAUGUUGUUUCCUUUGAGGAUGUAGACUUGUCAGACUCCCAGUGGAAGAACAUAACGCUUCAAAUUCACGGGGAAAAUGCCAACUUGUUUGUGGGCUGCAACCUCAUCGACAGUUUUAUUUUGGACGAUCCGUUUUACGAGCAUCUCCGAGCAGAAGGAAGCCGGUUGUACGUGGCCAAAGGGUCCAUCCGGGAGAACCACUUCAGGGGUCUUCUCCAAAAUGUGCAUUUCAUCUUCGACACUCCAGUGGAAGACGUGCUCCUGACCAGGGACUGUGAAGUCACCAAGCCAGAUGAUGCUAACAUUGUCAGUGAGAGCACUGAGAUUGUAGAUGUGAGUCCCUCCAUCACCACAAACAUUAUUGGUCCAAAACCGGUGGACUCUGGGGCGGAGAUGUGUGAACGCUCCUGCGAAGAGCUCAGCACCAUGUUCCAGGAGCUCAAAGGCCUCCGAGCAGUAGUCAGCAACCUCAUCGAUGGCCUGCAGAAAGUAACGGAGGAGAACUCAGUCAUGAAAGACGCUCUGGGGAUGAUGAAGAACACUAAAGAGAAAAACAUGUGCUGGCAGGACGGACGCCUGUUUGAUGAUAAGGAGGAAUGGGUUGUAGACAGUUGCACCAAAUGUAGCUGCCAGGAAUCCAAAAUAGUUUGUCACCAAAUCACCUGUCCUCCAGUGGCUUGUGCUAGUCCAUUGUUUAUGGAUGGAGAGUGCUGCCCUGUGUGUGCCUCCUCAGACGGGGAGGACGGCUGGUCCAUGUGGUCAGAGUGGACGGAGUGCACAGUGACAUGUGGGACUGGGACGCAGCAGAGAGGCAGAUCAUGUGAUGCCACCAGUAACCCCUGUCCCGGAGCAUCCAUCCAGACACGGAAAUGCAGUUUAGGCAAAUGUGACAGUCGUGUUCAACAGGAUGGAGGAUGGAGCUUAUGGUCACCGUGGUCGUCUUGCUCAGUCACUUGUGGAGAGGGACAGAUCACCAGAAUUCGUCACUGCAAUGCUCCGGUCCCACAGCUUGGGGGCAAGGACUGUGAGGGCAGCGGCCGAGAGACCCAGCGCUGCACGGCCAAACCAUGUCCCAUUGAUGGAGAUUGGGGUCCUUGGUCGCCAUGGGCAACAUGUUCAGCGACAUGUGGGGGUGGGAUCAAAAGCCGAACCCGCGAAUGCAACAGCCCCGAGCCGCAAUACGGAGGAAACAACUGCCUUGGACAAGACCACGACAGCGACAGCUGCAACAAGAAGGACUGCCCCAUCAAUGGAUGUCUGUCAAACCCCUGCUUUGCCGGGGUGGAGUGUAACAGCGCCCCCGACGGGUCAUGGAACUGUGGCCCGUGUCCUGCCGGUUAUCGUGGAAAUGGCACCCACUGUGAAGACAUAGAUGAGUGUUCCAUGGUGUCAGAUGUUUGUUAUAAACUGGGUGGAUCUCAGCGCUGCGUUAACACUGACCCAGGGUUCCACUGUCUGCCGUGUCCAACACGCUACAAAGGCACGCAGCCCUUCGGCAUGGGGGUAGAGGACGCCAAGAAGAACAAGCAGGUGUGUGAGCCAGAGGAUCCGUGCAAAGAUAAAACACACAACUGCCACCGAUCUGCUGAAUGCAUUUACAUCAGUCACUUCAGCGACCCCAUGUACAAAUGUGAGUGUAAGACCGGUUACGCGGGAGACGGCUUCAUCUGUGGUGAGGACUCAGAUCUGGACGGGUGGCCCAACCAGAACCUGGUCUGUGCUGCCAACGCCACAUACCACUGCAAAAAGGACAACUGCCCAAGUCUGCCUAACUCCGGACAGGAAGACUUUGACAAAGACGGUCAAGGUGACGCUUGUGACAAAGACGAUGAUAACGAUGGGAUUUUGGAUGAGAGAGACAACUGCCCACUCCAUUUCAACCCUCGUCAAUUCGACUUUGAUAAGGACGAUGUAGGUGACAGAUGUGAUAACUGUCCCUAUGAGCACAACCCUGACCAGAUAGACACUGACCACAAUGGAGAAGGAGAUGCCUGUGCAGUGGACAUAGACGGAGACGAAAUCCUUAAUGAAAAUGACAACUGCCCAUACGUUUACAACACUGAACAAAAGGAUACAGACUUGGAUGGAGUUGGCGAUCAAUGUGAUAACUGCCCACUGCUUCACAACCCAGACCAGAAUGAUGUAGACAACGACCUGGUUGGAGACCAGUGCGACAAUAACCAGGACAUCGAUGAAGAUGGCCACCAGAAUAACCUGGACAACUGCCCGUACGUGCCAAACGCGAACCAGGCCGACCACGACAAAGACGGGAAAGGAGACGCCUGUGACUAUGACGACGAUGAUGAUGGCAUCCCAGACGACAGGGACAACUGCCGCCUCACGCCAAACCCAGACCAGAUCGACGCCGAUGGGGAUGGAAGAGGAGAUGCCUGUAAAGAUGACUUUGACAAUGACAGCAUCCCUGAUAUUCUCGAUGUCUGUCCUGAAAACAAUGGCAUCAGUAUCACAGACUUCAGAAAGUUCCAGAUGGUUCACUUGGAUCCUAAAGGCACCACGCAGAUUGACCCCAACUGGGUGGUCCGACAUCAGGGCAAAGAGCUGGUUCAAACAGCCAACUCGGACCCAGGCAUCGCAGUGGGUUUUGACGAGUUCAACGCGGUGGACUUCAGUGGCACCAUGUACGUGAACACAGACAGGGACGAUGACUAUGCAGGCUUCGUGUUCAGUUACCAGUCGAGCGGGCGCUUUUACGUGGUCAUGUGGAAGCAGAUCACACAGACGUACUGGGAAGACAAGCCCUCCAAGGCCUUCGGCAUCUCUGGGGUCUCGCUCAAAGUGGUCAACUCCACCACCGGCACCGGAGAGAACCUCCGCAACGCUUUGUGGCACACCGGCAACACUCCCGGACAGGUGCGGACUUUGUGGCACGACCCCAAAAACAUCGGCUGGAAAGAUUACACAGCUUACAGGUGGCACCUCAUCCACCGACCAAAGACUGGAUUCAUCAGGGUUGUAGUUUAUGAAGGAAAACAGAUCAUGGCUGACUCAGGACCAGUGUAUGACAAGACUUUUGCUGGAGGCAGAUUAGGACUGUUUGUCUUCUCUCAAGAGCUGGUUUUCUUCUCCGACCUCAAGUAUGAGUGCAGAGAUAAGCCGGAGUUUCCAACAGUGUUCAUGAGAUAA